Protopolystoma xenopodis is the source of this 458-nucleotide messenger RNA. The record is from the annotation of a GenBank genome assembly. Lineage: Eukaryota; Metazoa; Platyhelminthes; Monogenea; Polystomatidea; Polystomatidae.
AACGUUUGCCAGUUUCGCAAUUGAACCAUGAAUCCUCUCUCCUAGAUGAGGUUGAAUCGUGGUUCAUCAAUACCUUUCUUUUGUCUGGUGCCAAAUCCACAAAGACACAGUCAAUUUUAUCAAGCGAACAGCAAUCCGAUGUAAACUCUUCAUCAAACCAAGGGGGCACUCCUCCACCUAUGUGGUUUGGUGAGCUUGGCAAUGCAUACGAUGACCUUCUGCUCCUCGAAAAUUUUGAUGUCUUUGAAGCACAUGAUGAUGCAGAAUCGUUGUCUGGAGAUGAGUCUCGCGAUGCUUCUGGUCACAGACAAAAUGCCUUUUAUGACUAUGAAGGCGAAGAGGAUGAGGAAGCUCAGAAUGAUUUUCUAAAUUCUGAAAGCUUGUUGACGGAAUUUGAUCAAGCCAAUUCAAUCUUUCAAGGUAUUCUUAUUUUUAUUCUUAACAGGAUGUUUUGGUGA